Molecule: messenger RNA, 1369 nt
Organism: Arachis duranensis
Lineage: Eukaryota; Viridiplantae; Streptophyta; Magnoliopsida; Fabales; Fabaceae
Product: D-amino-acid transaminase, chloroplastic
Exons: 5
Coding region: 91-1128 (345 amino acids)
Biological process (GO): folic acid biosynthetic process
Molecular function (GO): 4-amino-4-deoxychorismate lyase activity; pyridoxal phosphate binding
Source: RefSeq, a predicted model, not a curated record
AAUAACAAAGUUAGUAGUGUAAGUGUUUUCCUAAUUUGGUUCUCUUCUUUCACCUGCAUUAGUUGUGAUAAUAGGCUCUGUACUUUGUCCAUGGAGUCCACUACCCUCUCCCAUAGCCCCUCAGAGCUUGGAGAUCACAGUGAUCUUACAGUUCAUGUGUUCAAUUCAUCAUCUGAGUUGCUUGAAAAGCUUCAUCAAAGAUGGAGCACAGUGGAGAAAAAACCAUACCCGGCUAUGUAUUCUAGCAUAUAUGGAGGGAUCAUACUUGAUCCAGCUAUGAUGGUAAUCCCGAUCGAUGAUCACAUGGUACAUAGAGGCCAUGGUGUGUUUGAUACAGCCAUUAUUUUAGAUGGAUACCUCUAUGAGUUGGAUGUACACCUCGACCGCAUCCUCAGAUCGGCCGCCAAAGCAAAGAUAUCCUUGCCUUUUCCUCGGUCAACGCUUCGCAGCAUUCUUAUACAGCUAAGUGCAGUCUCAAAAUGCAAGAAGGGGACUCUAAGAUACUGGCUAAGUGCAGGCCCUGGUAAUUUCUUGCUCUCAUCAUCAGGGUGUCCAACACCUGCAUUCUAUGCAGUUGUCAUUGACGACGAUUUUUCCCAGUGCAAAGAAGGAGUUAAAGUGAUCACUUCUACAGUGGCAAUGAAACCACCUCUGUUUGCCACAAUGAAGAAUGUGAACUAUCUUCCCAAUGUCCUUUCAGUAAUGGAAGCUGAAGAGAAAGGAGCAUUUGCUUCCAUUUGGGUUGAUGAGGCAGGUUAUAUAGCCGAAGGUCCAAAUGUGAAUGUUGCUUUUAUAACUCAAGAAAAGGAACUACUCAUGCCAUUGUUUGAUAAUAUUUUACAUGGUUGCACCGCUAAGAGGCUUCUAGAACUCGCUCCGCAGUUGGUGGAGCAAGGGAUUCUGAAAGGGGUAACAACCAAGAAUGUGACUUUGGAGGAAGCUAAAGGUGCUGCUGAAAUGAUGUAUGUGGGAAGCACACUUCCUCUGUUGCCCAUCAUCAUGUGGGAUGAUCAACCCAUUGGCAAAGGACAAGUUGGGGAAUUAACAAUGGCACUCUCUGAUUUGCUAUGGAAUGAUAUGGUAGCAGGCCCAGACACAAAGAGAAUACCAGUUCCAUACAUUGAGUGAAGCUUCAAACUUGUGUGAAAUUAAAGGCUUGGUGGAACUGCUUUCUCCUUAUUUAUCUGUCAUGUUCCUCAGAAGUGCUUCUUGUUGCAUAGAAUUUGCCAAGAGGUGGUUUGUUGUAUUUGUAUUUGGUGUUGGUGUUCUAAGUAUCUGUGAACAAGUUUGGAAGUGAAGCUGCACAAGUUUCCUCUCUGAACAAAAUUUAUAUGCUGCAAAUAAAUGCAUUCAACUCUUUCAUGUUUCA